AUGCCCCCCCCACAAACAACCCACAUCUUCACCCUCCGCGUCCAAGCAGGCACCGAAUCCCUCAACGCCAGCCACCCCCAAUCCAAAAUCUCCCGACACAUCACGUCCCUAGUAGGCGGAUUUCUGCGUGGCGUUCCCGGCACCCGAGCCGAAGGGUUCAACGCCACUCUUGUGACGGGCGGCAGUGACUGGGUUCUCCGCGACGAGGCGUCGAAUAUUAUUCAUCUCGAUGUGCGGACGCAGGGACGAACGGACUCGGGGGAUGGUGUGUAUAUUCAGUAUAAAGGGCAUUUGGUGUUAGAUAAGCAAUCUCGGAAGUUUAUGAGUCGGGAUGGUGAUGCCGAGAUGACGGCGUUUGGGGAUCAUGAUUGGUGGGUUGUGGUGGGGUUUGAGGUUAGUGACCCCGGGUAUGAAUGGGUUCAACGGACGAUGUUCUUCGGAAGAGGUCGGUUUUAUGUAGAGGGGGAUCUCCGGGCGGUGGAGUAUGAGGUUUUUGCGGUUCAGAAUUGA
Aspergillus sclerotioniger CBS 115572 is the source of this 510-nucleotide messenger RNA. Its product is annotated as DUF3237 domain-containing protein. The record is from RefSeq and is a predicted model, not a curated record. The coding region runs from base 1 to 510 and encodes 169 amino acids. NCBI's taxonomy places the organism in Eukaryota, Fungi, Ascomycota, Eurotiomycetes, Eurotiales, Aspergillaceae. The transcript is spliced from 2 exons.